Messenger RNA from Scaptodrosophila lebanonensis, 658 nucleotides. RefSeq lists its product as uncharacterized. The coding region runs from base 64 to 408 and encodes 114 amino acids. The transcript has a single exon. The record is from RefSeq and is a predicted model, not a curated record. NCBI's taxonomy places the organism in Eukaryota, Metazoa, Arthropoda, Insecta, Diptera, Drosophilidae.
ACACAAAACAGCUGCCGAUAAACAAGAACAACAACAAGAACAGUACUAUACAAUUUCCGAACAAUGGACGCUUCUGACUGUGAGCUUCGUAUAAUGAUGCUGGGUUGCAUGCGUGAGAAUGCGACCAAUAUGCGUUUGGAGCAUCAGAAUUUGCGGGAUCGCAUUCAAAACGCAUUGGAGCGUGCACGCGCCAGCCUGGUCACCAUCGAAUCAUUGACCGAGAAACUCAAGGAAAUGAAACAGACCGUCCAAACUGCUCUGGACCGCCUGGAUGAGCAUGUGGCUGAGAAUGACGUUGCUGCCGUCGAGCACAACGUGUCUGAACAGUCUUCGGCAGAGCCCUUACAGAUUGAAGGCGAGUUGGCCGAGCCAGCAGAGAACGAGGCCGAACAAAUGGCUCAGUUGUAAUACAAGAAAAUGAAGAAUGCGAGCUUACUUCCGCUUUAAUUGGCUGGGAAACCUACGUAAGCUCUACAUAGUUAAGAAACUCGCACAAAUGAUGGCUUGGGCGCAACUUCAGGACAGUUAUGGAUUGAGGCUGGAUUUGAAAACUAACACAAGAUAAAUUCAAACUGUUCGUUCACAUUGCUGCCAACUGGUAGCUUAUAUAUUUUUUAAUGUUCAACAAUUGUUAAGAAUUAAAGAGCAGAAUGAUACA